Molecule: messenger RNA, 1937 nt
Organism: Myxocyprinus asiaticus (Chinese sucker)
Lineage: Eukaryota; Metazoa; Chordata; Actinopteri; Cypriniformes; Catostomidae
Product: 39S ribosomal protein L33, mitochondrial-like
Exons: 4
Coding region: 112-309 (65 amino acids)
Biological process (GO): translation
Cellular component (GO): mitochondrion; ribosome
Molecular function (GO): structural constituent of ribosome
Source: RefSeq, a predicted model, not a curated record
ACACGACACAGGAAACAUUGGAGAUUUCCCGGAAGUAGUAAGUGACAGGAGCCAGCAGGAGCUCAAUGUGACAUUUCGCGGUUGUUUCUGAUCUGUUAUUUAAGUAUCAGAAUGUUUCUUACUGCGGUAAACCUUGCCAAGAGCAAAUCUAAGACAUUGCUGGUUCAGAUGGUGAGUGCAGCUGGCACAGGUUACUGUUUCAACACGAAGAGGGGCAGAUUGAGAGAGAAGCUGGUUUUACGAAAGCAUGACCCAAUAGUAAACAAACAUGUUUUGUUCAUUGAGAAGAGGAAGAUCCGCUCUCUUUAAACAUUGGAAGAACUCUUCUGAUACAGACACUGAUGGUUCAUGUGCAUUGUGUCAAACUACAGACAUGAAACAGCCCCCACAGUCAGGUGAUCAAAAUCUAAACAUCCAUGGAGGAGGAUUUGAAGAUUUGAGUGGAAUUCUUGGACCCCACACCUCUACAACUGUGGAUGACUGGUUCAUUGUAAUGAGACCAGACAACCCGUAAGAAUAAUGUCCUGUUCACUGACCAUAAUAUUUAGUGUAUUGUUCGAUUUGUUUCUUUUAUUUCUUUUUUUUUUUUUUUUUGGACUAAAGCACAUUUUUGACACAUUUUGCAAACAAUGUACCACCUACACAAUGAUAUAUUGCCUUAGGCUGAAGUGGAUUUGUUGGAAUAAUUAGCCUGCUAAAUUAAUUCGUGAGAAAAUCAGUGUAAAUAAAUUUACCAUGCUAAAAAUAAUAGCAAUUCAAACAUAAAAACGGCUGGGUAAUUUGUAUUUCUUACAGAAAUUGACAUUUUAUUCAAUUUUCACACAUUCUUACAACAUGUUGAAAUCUUUAAGCCUGAGAGUCAUUAUUGAAAACAUAUUCUAUGUAAGCUAAGCUAUAUAUAUAAUCAUUUACAAAUGAAAAUCAUCAACAUGAUUUUCCAGUACAUGGUAUUGUGUAUUAUACAAACAGCUAUUAUGUGGCCACUGUGCACAGAUUAAUGGUAUUUUGUUUGUUUUUAAGAUAAGGGACCUUGACAAAUCACCUUCAGAAUAGUUCAGUUGGCAGAUCCUUCCAAAAUGGAAAGGAUGUUUGAGUGCCAACAGUUAGAUACGGCUGCGACGAGGUUGGCUCUUCUGGCCAUCAAAUCCAGUGGCAUUAUGGGAUAAUGGGCCAUAUAUAAAGCCAGUGCACCAAUGAAGUUGUCACCGGUUCCCUGUUAAGAAAUUAUAAGGUUCACUUUGUGGUUUGUCUGAGUAAUGUUAAUAAAUUGAAGUGCAGUUUGAAGACAAUUGAACUAGUUACCACUUAGAGAAAUUAAUAUGACAGCAGGGGGUGCCAUCAUACUUGUAAAUGGCGUGGGUUCAAAUGAUGUAACUUUGUACUGUACAUAAAGAAAUCUGGGAAACAAAUGGGAAACAGGUACAAAAAAUAUAUUAACUACCAAAUGCUGUAGAUCAUAUUUGAUGAUAAUGAUGAUGAGAUGUUUUUAUAUAGUGCUUUUGAGUCAUAUGUGCUUAUUUAGCUGUGUGCAGAGCAUGUUAAGUCUGUAGAUGCUGAUUUGGUUACAGAGUGAAAUUUCAGGCUUUCCUUGACCUCUAUCAGUACGUACUCUGUACUGUAGUGUCAAGCCUCAAAGUCUUUGUGAAAGUCUUCUGUUUGGAGAUGUGCACUUAUGCACACAUGCAGUGUGACAUUGUUGAGAAAAAUCUGGUUUUGUGACUUGAGAUGUUCAGUGGCUGUUAAAUCUUAUUUAACUUGUGCAUUUAGCAUUUUUUUCCCCAGGUGAAUCUCAUAAAGCCUGUCAAGAACUUCUCCACGUCAUAUUUCACCCCAUAAUGAAAACAUAUAUUCUUAAUUUAGAUAAUUAUAAGUUGGAGGGGGAGGGAGAUUUUUUUAAAUUUUUAUUUAGAGCUCUUUUUUUUUUUGAGUCAAUGGUA